This is a messenger RNA of Dunckerocampus dactyliophorus (ringed pipefish), 2852 nucleotides long. Its product is annotated as GDP-Man:Man(3)GlcNAc(2)-PP-Dol alpha-1,2-mannosyltransferase-like. NCBI's taxonomy places the organism in Eukaryota, Metazoa, Chordata, Actinopteri, Syngnathiformes, Syngnathidae. Gene Ontology annotation, cellular component: endoplasmic reticulum membrane. The transcript has 6 exons. The coding region runs from base 557 to 2125 and encodes 522 amino acids. Gene Ontology annotation, molecular function: GDP-Man:Man(3)GlcNAc(2)-PP-Dol alpha-1,2-mannosyltransferase activity. The record is from RefSeq and is a predicted model, not a curated record. Gene Ontology annotation, biological process: protein N-linked glycosylation.
CAGUGAAACGCAAUGCAUGGUGAACUCACAGCGGACCGGUCCGCUAAACCGACAUGAGAAACGUGUGGGUUUUAAACGUCAACAAAAAUCAGAGUUUCAGUCUACCGUGAUAAAACCUCCAAAUCGUCCAAAACGCACAAGAGACGCUCUUUUGUUGAUUUCUCCGUCGCGGUGGCCGCCAUUUUGCUCAACCCACUUCCGUACUUCACCGGAGGAGGAAAAGACGACAGAGACAACGUUACUAACCAGGGGAUUCGUGAAUUCUAUAUCUUGUAUUACAUUAAUGCUAACCAUUUUUACUCAAUGGUGCGCCGUGUGUUGUCUCUGCGGUCCUCUACAGCCAGCAAUAAAAGGAUGACGUAGUCAAAAUGUAAUGAAUACUGUUGGAUUUAUAUUAAUUAUCUGAUAAUAUAUUACUGUGUUGUAUUCGUUAAUAUUGUGAUGUUUCACCGAUGUGUACUGAAUACAUUUCACUCGCCAAAACAAACUGCUCUUCGGCUGUCUCCGUCAAUCACGUGAUCAGGUCGGAGCUUUCCGCUGAGCCGCCACUGUCAAGAUGGCUGACCACCAUCAUCAUCAUCAUCAUCAUCGUCACAACUUCUCUCUGUGCUUCUGUGACUUCAUGAGGCUGCUGUGGUCGCUGAUGGUUCCCUGCCUGGUUCUCAGCCUGGUGCUGACUCUUCUCCUGCUACUGCUCCUGCUGGGGCUUCGCGUUUGGCUGCAGGGCCGCCGGAGAGCGCGUCGCACUCUGGACGGUGGCCCGGCGGUGGCGUUCUUCCAUCCGUACUGCAACGCUGGAGGAGGCGGGGAGAGGGUCCUCUGGUGCGCGCUGAGGGCCCUCAUGCACCGCUAUCCCAGCGUUUCCUUCGUGGUGUAUACGGGUGACCAAGGAGUGACCAGCGCUCAGAUCCUGGAGGGGGCCACACGGCGGUUCAACAUCAAGCUGCCCAGACCUGUCAGUUUCAUCUUCUUGCGACACCGUGCUCUGGUGGAGGCCGCCUCCUACCCUCACUUCACUCUGUUGGGCCAGAGCGCCGGCUCCAUGUUCCUGGGCUGGGAGGCUCUGAUGGCCUACGUUCCUGACCUGUACAUGGACUCCAUGGGCUACGCCUUCACCCUGCCUAUCUUUCGUUACCUGGGGGGCUGUCAGGUGGCCAGCUAUGUUCACUAUCCCACUGUUAGCACUGACAUGUUGUCUGUGGUGAGAGAUAGGAACCCCAGGUUUAACAACGCGGACUUCAUCUCCAGAAACCCGUUGCUGAGCGCCGCAAAGGUGGCGUAUUACUGCUUCUUCGCUCUGCUCUACGGCCUGGUCGGCUCCUGCAGCGACGUCAUCAUGGUCAACUCCACGUGGACGUUGGGGCACAUUCUAGCGCUGUGGAGGUCCCCCAGCCGCACCAGCGUGGUCUACCCGCCCUGCGACAUCAAAGCCUUUCUAGACGUGCAGCUGGGCGAGGACGACGAAGAAGUGGACGAUGGUUGGGAGGAGCUGGGAGGCGAGGAGGAUGGCGCAGGGUACAGGAAGCGCCACUCCAUCGUGUCUGUGGGUCAGUUCCGGCCGGAGAAGGACCACCAGUUGCAGAUCAGAGCCUUUCAUAAGCUGCUGGGUGGGAAGGAGCAGGGUCCGAUGGGGCGGGAGUCUCUGAGGCUGGUGCUGAUCGGGGGCUGCAGGAACGAGGAGGACGAAGAGAGGGUGCUCAUGCUGCGCGGGCUCUGUAAGGAGCUUGGCGUGGAAGACCGUGUGGAUUUUAAACUCAACGUUCCCUUUGAGGAGCUGAGGAGGGAGCUGGUGGACGCCACCAUUGGUCUGCACACCAUGUGGAACGAACACUUUGGCAUCGGUGUGGUGGAGUGCAUGGCGGCCGGCACCAUCGUUCUGGCCCACAAUUCCGGCGGUCCCAAACUGGACAUUGUCGUGCCGUACGAGAGCGGACCGACGGGCUUCCUGGCCGACAGUGAGGACGGUUAUGCGGCCGCCAUGGAAACCAUCCUGGCGCUGUCAGCGGCUGAGAGGAUGGAGAUCCGACGCAACGCACGGCGCUCUGUGUCACACUUCUCUGACCAGGAGUUUGAGGCCUCAUUCCUCGCAGCCACCGACACACUAAUGAGCAAAUUGGAGCGAUGAGAGCGAGCGGCGUCGAGCUGCCAGGGACCCAAACUGUUCUUUCCGUGAAAAUACAUAAGUUAAGAACUAGUUUCAAGUCAGUGAGGGUGUCUGAAGUGAUGUCGCCAAAGUGUUUGUUUGGCCUUUAUACUCGGGUUACGUGACAAACAAAGACGAGGCGCACCAAAGAAGACGGAACCAGGAACCAGUGGACCGCCGCCAUGUUUCCUUCCGCAUGCUGCUGAGAGCUGUUAGACCAAAAAAACAAUCUUGUUAGAUCUUUAAAGUACAUUUGUUACAAACCUUUUAAUGUUUUCUAUGUAGAAGAUUCUGCUAAAACCACCAAUGAAUGAAGCCUAAUUUAAUUAUUCUAAUUAGUUUUACCUGCAAAUUAAUCUUGAUUGACUUUGGUGUUUCCAAGCGUUUAUUAUUUAAUAUUUAUGGUGUGUGAAAAUGUCUCUCCUGCCGGUUAUUUCUUGUAACAAUUAGCUUUCUGUGCUGAUAAAGAGAAUUAUCUAACUUUUACUUUCCUGGAUGUGUUAUGUGUUGAUUGCUGGCCGGAUACUUUAUAUAAAUGUUCUUGCAUAGCUAUGAUGAACUCCAAGCAUGGGUGGAAAUAUAGUUUUAUGUAUAGCCGUACUGUUCAAAGUCUGGCUGUUACUGCUUGUUUGUUUUUGGUUUUUUUGGCCCACAGUAAAGUAUCUACCUCAAUUUGCAUAGUUCGGGAAAAUUUCAAGAAAUUGCAAAU